This is a messenger RNA of Diatraea saccharalis (sugarcane borer), 2807 nucleotides long. The record is from the annotation of a GenBank genome assembly. NCBI's taxonomy places the organism in Eukaryota, Metazoa, Arthropoda, Insecta, Lepidoptera, Crambidae.
GCAUUCUCUCGUCGGCAGAUGGCGGAUGUAGUUGACGCCCCCCGUCAGUCGCGCAUAGACAACUCACCGAGCGUAGUGUGAUUGCGAUUCGCUCAGCACCAUUUUGUGUGUAUCGUUUCGAACGGGACAUUGUGUGUAUGUGCUCCGUAAAUAAUCGAGUAUCACGAUCAUCCAAGUUUUCAAAUCGUGUUUAGUGUUUCACUUUCGACAUGUCCACAGAGGGAUCGAUGCGAUAUCUCGGGCGCCUGUAGAAACCGCGCCUCCGUCAUGAGCGAGUGAUCGUCGACGUAAAAAAAGUUAACACAGGAAACAUGUCUGGGCGGACCGCCGACGCGGAUGCGAACGAAGGGUUCCAGUUCGAAAUUCGAAAGCGGUCAUGUCAUCGCCUCUCGGAUUUCGUAUAAGUCACCGUCCAAUGUCAAAAUCGUGCACGUCCCGCGAGCGCCGACCCUCCGGAUCGUGCGGAAAAUGCAAUCGUUAGUAGUUUGGUGGGCGGUGGUGUCGGCCGCCUGGGCUUUGGCCGGCGCGUGCUCGAGCUCGAUAUCGAAGCGGCCAGCGAGGCCCGCGAGACCGCAGCGGCCGCAGCCCCAACCGCAGCCGCAGCCACGGCUCAACGUCACCUUCCCUACGUUCAAGUGUGCACCGGACUACUCGGAGUACUAUUGCCUGAACGGCGGUGUGUGUUUCACGGUGGUGAUUUCGGAAAGUCCGAUUUACAACUGCGAGUGCCGGAGUGGGUUCGUGGGGCCGCGGUGUGAGUUCAAGGACCUGGACGACUCGUAUGUGCUGACGAGUCGGCAGCUGAUGAUGGAGACCGCGUCGAUCGCCGGCGGCGCGACCGUGGCAGUGUUCCUGGCGAUUCUAGUCUGCUUCGGCGCGUAUGUGCGCCUGCAUCGGCGGGCGAAAGCGCCGCCUUACUCUGAGGAGCGCGGGCAGGUGCAGCUGGUGGCGGUGGCGGCGCCCCAGGGCCGCGUGCAGCUGUGUAGGGCGCCGCCCGCCACCCUCUAGUAGUGCUCUCACCCAGUGACUGUGCCUAUGGACCGAACUGUGCUCGCCACCGGACGAUGUGUCCUUUUGUUCAUAUUGUAGCUGUGUACAUAUAGAUAGUUUAUGUGUUAAGUUAUGUCGAGAGAACAGAUGAUAUAAGAAAAAUUUAUGUGAUAAUUAUUUUACGAAUCUUAUAAUUUAUUUCGAAGGAAUUUCUUUUGUAUAUACUGAUCGGAAACCCUCGGAACUUGUAAUUCUGCAGUGGAUGUUAAAUUUCAGUCUCCUCUCAGUGUUCAUUUUGUGAAUCUGUAUUAUUUUGUUUAUAUUCAGUGUAUAAUGGAUGUGUGAGAUAGUUGACCGUGUACCUAAUGCUACUCGCUUCAAGUAGAUCUGUUAUUAUGUUAUUGUUGUUGGUACUGUGUCGGAGACAGAUGCUGAGCUGCUCUAGGCGUAAGAGGCAAGUCCUUGAUUUAAAUAUUUUGAAAAAUAAAUAUCUAAAGCAAAGACAUGCCUCUGGUCUGCAAUUCAGGAGCUGCAUUAAGGCAGCAGCAUGUUGCCUGAUAUGUAUACUGCCUAUUGUUUGUUGUUGUACAGUUGUGGGACACCUCAGUUCUUCUGAGGGUGUCUAAUCACCUUGUCACUGUACUAUUUAGAUAAUUGAAUCUAUGUUAAUUGUAUUUAUUAGUAUUCCAUUCUAUAUCAAUAGAAUUGUGAUGAAUUAGUAUUGUGUGCGAGGCAGCGAGUAGCGCAGUUGGUUCCUAUAGCCGUUCCAGGCGUUAGCCUGCACAUUCCAUCAUGCGGAUAGAGAAUUUACUGGUGUCAGUAUUAUUUUGUAACACGAGUCUAAAGCCGGCAGCUUUACUUUAUUUUUUAAUUUAUACCUGUUAUCCCACUGGGGUAGUCUUGUAUUAUAUUUGUUUGAAGGCUGAAAAUGUUCCCUUGAAAAAAGGCUUUUUUUGUAAAUAUAGCCUGUGUAGGUAUUUAUUAGAUAUUUAUGAUCGUUUAUUUAUUGACUGCUUUAUUUAGUUAAUCUUGAUCUGUCGCAUCCAGCGCCUAACUUUGCGGUUAACGGUUGCAUUUUCAUUUCACCCUGCUAAGCAUCGCCUCGCGUAUAACUAUUCCAUAUGUAAUCUCAUUAUGAAUCUCCAUUGUGUUUGUAUCUUGUAAAAAUUGAAAUAUAACAUUGGAUGGUGAAAAAAUCGUUUCUUCAUAGUAUAUGCUGCCAGUGAACCGAACCAUAUUUUAACACUAGGUAUUGAAUAAAAUAUCGAGUACUGCGAGUCUCGCUUUAUAUCUCGUAUUAUAUAGGCAUAAUUUAAAUAUGUUAUAGACCUGAUCAACUAAGCUGUAUUGCGAAUAAUUGUAAUAUUUCAAAGCUCAUUUAGUUCUGUAUCCAUGGUCACUGUCAGUAUUAUACUGUGUGGAGGCACAAAAAAAUAGCAAACGUGUUAACAGGCUGUGACAUCACAGAUAUUUGACCAGGGGUUGCGGGUGGUGUAAUUUUAUUAUAGACCGUAUUGUACCAUUCCUAUGGCAUUUGACGUGUUGACGUAUGUGAUAGCGCCGCCUGCAGUUCUCUGGGUGCGUUCUAUUCCCACAGGUUUUGUAAAGAGAGUGUUGUAACUGUGACCACGCCGGUGUGAAGUCCCAUGUUGUAUAUUGAUUCAUAUGAGAUUGUUUAUAUGAACAUUCCAAAGUAUAUGUAAAAUAUUACCUACAUCGCUAAUAAUUUUGAACUAUCUGUUAAGAUGCUACAUUGUUAAUUAUACAGUUUUCUAUUGAUCAUUUGUUAAAAGAAAAUUAUACGAAACUAAAUCCUU